Messenger RNA from Conger conger (European conger), 6014 nucleotides. RefSeq names its product RNA-binding protein 33-like. The record is from RefSeq and is a predicted model, not a curated record. NCBI's taxonomy places the organism in Eukaryota, Metazoa, Chordata, Actinopteri, Anguilliformes, Congridae. Bases 943 to 3327 code for a protein of 794 amino acids. The transcript is spliced from 10 exons.
GGCACAGGCCAAUUUUAUGGGUGAGGGCGCAGAGGAAACAGCUGAACACAGAAAAUCUCAGAGGGAGUAGACAGAAAGAAGCGACUGGAGAAGGAAAGAGGAGACAGAACGGAGAAAGGCGACCGAGACCGAGCCACAUAACUUAACUGCAUUCAGCGUCCUUUGAAUUGCUGUUCUAGUUUGUUCAUUUAACGUAUCUGAACAAGGAAACAUACGUUAGUCGCUGAAUUUAAAUAUAAUUGUCGUGAAAAUCGAUUAGCCAGGUCCAGUUGAAGAAACAACUCUGUUUGUGGAGACGGAGGGAAUGUUACGUUAGCUUAACCCUAUCGUUGCCAGAUUGAUUGCUUCAUGUCUACCUCGUAGAGGGGUUCUCCAGUGGAAUGCCUGUGCCAUAAUGAUGUCCGCGGCUCGUGCGCCACGCGAAGGUACCCAGGAGGGGUGUGUCUGGGUCAUGUCCAUACGGAGGACGGGUUUUUGGAGAACCACUUCCUGUUUAGUUACUUCCUGUUUGUUGGACUUCCCUCACAACAGCCUGCCAGCUCACUGACGUCCAGCCACCGGUGGAGUGUCCCAGGACGCUGCUGAACCCCUUCCCCUUCCCCCUGGGGAUGGUGUCGCUGGUUCACGGGAGAAGCUGUGGCAAUGGACGGGCACCUGGGGUGGAAAUAGGGGGGCAGAAGUGUGGCACGGUGCAGAUGUGGAACACCCAGGAGGGCAUGAGAGGAAGAGAGGGGUGCUGUCCUGCUACACUCUCCACAGGAAGGCAGUCGCUCCGUGUUACCCACAAAGAAGUGACUCUUUAGGCUGAGGCCCGGGGCGAGUCUAACUCUCACUCAGUUUGCACUUUAAAAAAAAAAAGGAAUAUAAUAACAUAAAUCAUUUUUACUUGACCACACCCCACCCAACCCGAGUUGUUCAUAGUCAUACAGAACUGAAGGAGAUAUGCGGCACAUCCAUAUGGAAAUCGCACACCUGCGCAAGGAGCCCUCUGCCGAGCUUCCCGCCCAAGAGGGGGCUCUUCCAGGCGGGGGGCAGACAGAGGAUGUGACAUCGGGGACAGAGCUGGAGGCAGAGCCAGCAAUGGGGACAGAGUCGCUCCGGCCCUUUGGGGAAGAGGAGAUCAAGCUGCAGAAGGUCUACCAGCUGUCCAUCUUCUCCCAGCGCAGGGGACUUGUCGACCCCCCUGAGGGGCACAGAGUCCUGAGGUCGGGGGUGAAGAGGGCCCUGGAGGAGCCGAUUCCAGAUCAUAAGCGCCCCCACCUGGCGGGGCAGGGCGAUGACAUGGACAGCGAGGUCCUGUGUGGUCCUGGUCAGCCCUUGUCCCCUGCGGGGGGGAGCGGGAUGGAGCACAGGGAGGGUACACCCCCCCACACCCCAAACCUGCAGUCAGCCAGGACCUCCCUGCCCGGGAGGCGUCCAGCUCUGCACAAUCACCACCGGCCCCUACCCGAUGCACAGGCUCCUCUGUCCCCCAAAUACCAGCUCCUGUCCGACUCCCAUCCUGCGCACUCCCCCAAAUACCAGCCACUGUCCGACCCCCACCAUGCACACUCCCCCAAAUACCAGCCCCUCUCUGAUCCCUCUCUGACACUGUCCCCAAAAUACCAGGCCCUCUCUGACCCCCAUCCUGCACUGUCUCCCAAAUACCAGCCCCUGACUGACCCCCACCCGGCACUUUCCCCCAAAUACCAGCCCCUCUCUGACCCCCAGGCCUCAAUGUCACCCAGGUCCCAAUCCCUCUCUCCUAAAUACCAUCCUCUGCUCGACCCCCACUCCCCGCUUUCUCUAAAAUACCAGCCUGAUCCCCACUCCCCUCUUUCUCCAAGAUACCAGCAUGACCCUCACUCCCCUCUCUCCCCAAAAUACCUCCCGGAGCCCCACUCCCCACUCUCUCCAAAAUACCAGCUUGACCCCCAAUAUUCACUCUCUCCAAAAUACUACCAGCCCCUGGUGGACCCCCAGGCCCCACUGUCUCCCAGGUACUCUCCUUUGCGUGAUCCGCAAUCCCCGCUCUCCCCUCGAUCCCUGCCCCCGGACGAUCCUCGUUCCCCUCCGCCCCACGACCCCACGGCCACAGCCACCCUGCCCAGGACUGAGACCUCUUCAGCGGGCAGCGGUGAGGGUUUCACCCCUGGUCACUAUGGAAAGGAGGACUGCUCCAACGGGAGCUCGGACCCAGAGGCCCUCGCCAAUCUGACCCCCUGCCGAUCACCAGGAUCUCCACCCAUGGUCCCCCUGGGGCCGGAAGAAGCGAGGGCCUGGGUGGAGAGUCUGGAGUCCUCCCCUACAGAUCGGACCGCUGGCCCAGUGACUUCCAGCAACGGCUUGCCCUCUUCUGAGAAAACCCCCAGUGGUCCCCUGGGUGGGGGGUCCUCCCCCUCUCCCGUCUGCCCCGCCAAAAAGAGACUCCUGUCCUCCAGCGACACAGGGGAGUCCUGUUCCGAGGACGAAGGCCCGUCCACCUCCAAGAGGAGCCGCCUGGCCCUGCUGGCCCCAGGCCUGGGCCUUGGGGCCUGCCGCAGCACCGACGCCAAGGGCGCCCCCUUCUGGAACCACUUGCUGCCUGCGGCACGCGAGAGACCCAAGGGUUCCACAGACGGUACGCGAGCAGGAAGAAGACUGAACUGUGCGACCCGGCUGAAAUCGAGGCAGCUGCGCAGUGGACGGAGGUCAGAGCCCUAUCGCUCAGGGCGUCCCAGCUGGCCCUCCGCCUCCGUCAGCCACUCCCUCCUGGGCAACUUUGAGGAGUCGAUCCUGAAGGGGCGUUUCUCACCGUCGGGCCGGAUCGAGGGCUUUACGGCAGAGAUCGGAGCGAGCGGGUCCUACUGCCCCCAGCACGCCACCCUGCCUGUGCAGGUCUCCUACUACGACAUCUCUGAGCACAGCGCCCCCUCCCCCUUCCUGGGGGUGAUCUAUCUGGAUGCCCUGGGGAAGAAGGGAUACAGUGUACCCAAAGCAGGGACCAUCCAAGUGACCUUAUUCAACCCCAACAAAACGGUGGUGAAGAUGUUCCUGGUGACCUACAACUUUGGGGACAUGCCUGUCAAUCAUAUGACCUUCCUGCGCCAUCGCAUCUUCCUGGUGCCCGUGGAGGAGGGGGAGGGCAAAGGGGAGGCGCCGGAGGUCGGGGCCACAGACAGGAAGAAGAUCCUCUGCUACCUGAUACACCUCAGAUUCCAGAGCUCCAAAUCCGGGAAGCUCUACUUGCACGACGAUAUCCGGCUGCUGUUCUCCCGUAAAUCCAUCGAGGUGGACACGGGGAUCCCCUACGAGCUGAAAUCCUAUACCGAGGUGCCAAAAAACCCAACGUACUCGCCCCGGGUCUGAACCCCAGCAAACUCUGCCCCCUGGUGGCUCGGAGGGGGAAGGCAUGGAGCGGACUCGAGACUGUUCGUACAGACGAGGGGAAGGGACACUCGAAAGACAAAAUGUGCACACGCACAUGCGGACAGAGACACACACACGCACACACACACACCUCACAGAACUCUCUUUGGUUUCAGCGUUAAAUAUGCAUGCCUUGUAACAAAACCGAGUUCUCUCUUAGUGCCGUUUUUUACAGUUAUAGAAAAAAAAAAAAUUAGCUUCGCGUUCUGUCUGUACACCCAGCCUAUCUGCAGGCCCCUCCCUUAUCCCGAGUGGACCAAUAACAUCUGGACAGCCCGAAGUAGUGGCCCAAUCAAAUCAUAGGACCCCGCUAGUGGACUUCCUGCUGAGGUGCGGGAAGGGAAAGUAAUUAUUUUUCUCGCAAGGAAUGGGAGAGAACUCCAAAAUGACCAUGGGCCACCCUUGAUUCCUCUCAAGGCGGGGGGGGGGGGGGCUGUUCCACCAGAAGAUGUGGCUGCUGUCUGAUAAAAUGUCUGUAACCCACGGUUUUCACACAAAUCAACGUUGCAGAGCGUUUGAAGACAUCCCCUAGCCUGGACCUGCCUGAUGGGAUCAACAACUGUGUAUGACCAGGGCUGGGGUGGGAGGAGCAUGUGGAUGGGGUGUGGCCUGUGCAGCGUACAAGCCCCUUGUAGCAGACAGACUGGGGAACUUCCUGUGCAUUACAUAUUUCUGUUGACAGUCUCUGACAGGAAGACGAGCAGUAGUGUUUCCCUUGUUUUGCAUAUGUCUUAAGGCGAUACGCAGCACCGUUUUGUGAGUGUGACUUACUUUGGCAGAGCAGUGUAGAGUCGGUGCUUGUGGAUGAGGGAGUUGAAAGGGAGGGAAGGAGGGAGGGGAGGGUUGUUGGGGGUAUUUAAAAUUCAAAUAUAUAUACAUAUAUUUAAAGUAUAAAAAACUCUAUGGCUUGCAGGUAACACAGGUGCUUGGCAACAGCUGGUGAAUCGGUUAAUUGUAUUUUGCGUGUUUGCAAGUUAUAUCUUCUCACAAAUGGGUAUUUUCUCACUUCAGUACCUGUUCGCGUAUGGCCAGAGUUCAGUAUUCACUCCCAGCAGUACAGUUAUGGCUUCAGUGCUUCAGGAAACACACACCUUAUUUAUUUAUUUUAACCUAUUUAUCGCUGUCUGUUUACAGUCCGUGUGGAAAAGUUCUUCUUACCUCACGUGUGCACUGUGCAUGUCUCAGUGAACAAAAUUUGGAAACUUUGUGUCAGUUUGAAACAAAUCGACGUGGUGCAAACACAGGCCGUACCGUACCUCUUCUGAUUAAAUCUGUAAGAGACCAAAAUUAGCUGCUUUUGGAUGACCAGCAUUUCAUUUGAUGCACACCUAAACAGGAAGAACACGAGUAUGGCUCAUUUUAGCGCAUUGUUUGCAAUGCACCAUUUCGCAAUUAUUUAAGAAGACAAACGCUCUUUGUAAGAAUUUAGCAGUUUUGUCCGGGCAGUCAGGAAUUAUUAUUGAUUGUUGUUUUCUUAUUCGAAUGUAAAGUUUAAUUUGACUUAUGAGGAUGUUUGUUUGGAAUGGAAGUCAAAUUACCUUCCAGAACAGUGCGUCUUGCACAGUAAAAGGCAUUUGUUAAGCUGAAAGUGCUGACCAAGGUUGUUUCUGUUCAGUUCUAAAGGUCAGGAUUCACACUGGUUUUGUGUUGCAGCACUCAAUCACAGCUCGAUAAAGAUGCAAAUAUUUCAGCAAAUCUAAACUUGCAUAAUUUUUUUGGCAUGAAUCACAACUUUAGCAACAAAGCAUUUGGCAAUUAUUAACAUCCAGGCUUAUGGUUUGUUUUUUGCUAUCCAAAACUUGCAUCAUACCUAAGCGCAGUUUUGUGAGGCUUGGCUUUGGUACUGCAAAUUAUACAGGAAGCCGAUUCCCUUACGUCAGUGCAGUGUAUGAGGCUGAUUAAAGACCUGGGUCUCCCAGUGUAAGAGUCCCACAGCCUCACAUAACACACAGAUCUGUGCUUCUUAUUGGACAUCAUCCCCUGCAGUCACACUACUCCCCUGAGACUGUGACAGAACAGUGCCCCUCCAGCACACUGAAGACCCACCGGCUGUUCACAUCGAGGAAUAAUAAAGAGAUAGGACACCAGUAAUGUUCUUACUUUACUGGUGAAUCAGUGGCUCCACCGAUCACGGAGUACGUUGGUAACAACCUGUACAACAACACUGAUGGUGAUUGGUGGCGCAGGAGGUACCCAGAAAGCAAUUGGUGUCAGUAUUGUUGUAUUGGCUGGUACCAAGUUCCUCUGUUUUCCGUCAUAUGUAAGGUAAGGUCUCUGUUUUAACAGUGUUGUGUUGUGUGAGACCCAGGUUGGGAAAGCCAUGUCUUACCUGAGUGUAACUACAGUCUGAUUUAUCAGUGGAACAAUCAAAGGAGCAAUCAGUAUCUCACCUCGUGACACAUUUGUUGACAUUCUUUGAACAAGCCAGGCAGACUUACGACAGGACCCAGAAUGCACUUGUGUUAAACAGACCCCAUCAGCCAAUCGGGACCUGAGAUUUCUCCUUAAGUCAGAUGAGCGAGAGCCCUGUGUUGCCUAGCAGCCCCGGCUUUGCACCUUGCCAAGAGUAAAAAAAAAUACCUGGAACUGGUCUCUUUGUACACAAAAUAAAAGUUUUAAAAAACGGU